AUGAAGUCCUUCUAUCUCAUUCUUCUAAUUGGUGCUCUAUUGGUAUCCUGGAAGAUCAAGUCAAGCGAACGUCCCAGUGAUGAUCUCGUGCCUGAUGAUCACCUCGUCCGUCAUGAACGUGGCCUCGUCGAGGCUGCAUUUGACUAUAGUGCGUCACCUUCAACUCAGGCUACAAAGAAAUGUGCCUUGAUCAAUGCUGUGGUAAACGAAACAGCAACCGAGUCUGAGGAACAGACCUGGGUGGUAGACACGGCCAUUCCCACCAGAGCCAGGAGGUACUACAAUAUGGAAGGAUACGAUACUGUGUUUGUUUGCGGCAACGCGGUUGGAAAAAGUAACGAGACGGAUUCAACGUCCUACCGCUACAUGGGCUGCUCUGUAGCCGACUUGACUGGUGCCGUGGCAAAUCCUUCAGUUGUGAAUUGGAGCAGCACCGAUCCAGACACUACUGUCACCGAUGCCUUGUCCACAAGACUUUACAAUGCCUUUGAACAGUCCAUGGCAAGCCUUCCAUCCUCAAUCGAGGGGAUUGAUUUGUUGGACACCUGCCAGUAUUUGGAUAAGAAGCUCCUUUUUGUUACAGAUGAAUUUGAAAUGCUGAUUGAAAAUGCUUUGGAGGAAACCGGUCUCAAGGCCAAUAUCCAGAAUAGAGGUUACAUCCUCGAUGCAGUCUCACAUUGGAAUACUGGAUCGUAUGUUGGCACCUACAUUUCCAGUGUGAGCUAA
Cylindrotheca closterium is the source of this 726-nucleotide messenger RNA. NCBI's taxonomy places the organism in Eukaryota, Bacillariophyta, Bacillariophyceae, Bacillariales, Bacillariaceae. The record is from the annotation of a GenBank genome assembly.